This is a messenger RNA of Ceratotherium simum simum (southern white rhinoceros), 2283 nucleotides long. RefSeq names its product transmembrane 7 superfamily member 3 (gene TM7SF3). Gene Ontology annotation, cellular component: plasma membrane. Gene Ontology annotation, biological process: negative regulation of programmed cell death. NCBI's taxonomy places the organism in Eukaryota, Metazoa, Chordata, Mammalia, Perissodactyla, Rhinocerotidae. The record is from RefSeq and is a predicted model, not a curated record.
GUGACGUAAAGGGGCGGGGCGGAGGCGCGGUCAAGGGCGGCGGGGGUUAAUUGCCGGAAAAAGAACCCCUGGCUGGGGCGGUGGAUCGCUCGCCGGCGCUGCGGGACUGGCGCGAGUGCAGCGGGUGCGCCUGGCGCGCGAUGGCGCCGGGCACGAGCGCCCCGGGGUAGCGCGGGCGAGGCUGCACCGCUCCACGCGCGUCCCUCGCCGACUCUGGCGUUGGCCCGGCCCGGCCUGGGCGGCUAUGGGGCUCCUUCGGCUGCUGGUCGUGGCUCUGCUGGCGUCGCAGCCGGAGGUCGUUGGGGGAGCUGAGACCGUCGGAAACUCCAGCGAGGGUCUUAUUGAAUUUUCUAUGGGGACAUUUAGAUACUUCGAGCUCAACAGGUCCUUUCCAAAGGAAGCUAUUUUGCGUCAUAUUUCCAGCAAUGUGACUUUUCUUAUUUUCCAAACACACUCACAGUAUCAGAAUACAACAGUUUCUUUUUCUAAGACUCUCUUGCCCAAUACCUCAGGAACAGGCACUGACAAAGGACUGGUUUUCACUCUUAGACCAGAGCACAGUGUGUGCACGUGGUACUUGGAGACCUUAGAUGCUGAGCCUGUGCAAAACGUGGCCAUCCCACUCUCCUACUCAGAAAGAGAUCCUAUCCCUGGAGGCUGUAAUUUGGAGUUUGAUUUAGAUAUCGAUCCCAAUAUCUACUUGGAGUAUAAUUUCUUUGAAACAACUGUCAAAUUUGCCCCAGCAAACCUAGGCUAUGCGAGAGGCACACGUGCUCUGCCAUGUGACAUCGGGACGGGCCAGGACUCGAGGUGGAGGUUGCAGUAUGAGGUCUAUCAGUAUUUCCUGCCCGAGAAGGACCUCACUGAAGAGGGCUUGCUACAGCAUCUGCAGAGGAUGGCCGAGGUGCCUCAGGUGCUGGCCAAUGCUAUCAAGGUGGCUACCCUAACAGCUAAUGACAAGACAAGUGUUUCCUUCUCUUCCCUUCGGGGACAAGGUGUCAUUUACAAUGUCAUUGUUUGGGACCCAUAUCUAAAUACGUCUGCUGCUUAUGUGCCUGCUCACACGUAUGCUUGCAGCUUUGAGGCAGUGGAGGGUAAUUGUUCUUCCCUUGGAAGAGUCUCUACCAAAGUGUUCUUCACACUUUUUGCCCUGCUUGGUCUCUUCAUUUGUUUCUUUGGACACAGAUUCUGGAAAACAGAAUUAUUCUUCGUAGGCUUUAUCUUCAUGGGAUUCUUCUUUUAUGUACUGAUUACAAGACUGACAACUAUUAAGUAUGAUGUUCGUCUGAUUCUGACAGCCAUCACUGGAAGUGUUGGUGGGAUUUUCUUGGUAGCUGCUUGGUGGCGCUUUGGAAUCCUCGCGCUCUGCAUGCUGUGUGUUGGACUAGUGCUGGGGUCCCUCGUCUCGUCAGUGACUCUCUUCACUCCACUGGGAAAUCUAAAGAUUUUUCGUGAUGAUGGUGUGUUCUGGGUGACUUUCACUUGUAUAGCUAUUCUCGUUCCAGUAGUUUUCCUGGGCUGCCUAAGAAUACUCAACAUACUGACUUGUGGGUUCGUUGGCUCCUAUUCAGUUGUCUUGGCCGUUGACAGUUACUUGUACACAAGCCUUUCUUACAUCACUUUGAAUGUACUCAAGAGAGCACUCAGCACGGAUUUCCGCAGAGCUCUCACAAGUGUGCCUUUUCAAACUAAUGACUUCAUUAUCCUGGCAGUAUGGGGGAUGCUGGCUGUAAGUGGAAUUACGUUACAGAUUCGAAGAGAACGAGGGCGACCGAGUUUUCCUCCCCACCCGUACAAGCUGUGGAAGCGAGAGAGGGAGCGCAGAGUAACAAACAUUCUGGACCCUAGCUACCACAUCCCUCCAUUGAGAGAGAGGCUUUAUGGCCGAUUAACCCGGAUCAAAGAGCUCUUCCAGAAGGAACAGCCAGCUGGAGAGAGAACACCCCUGCUUCUAUAGAUGCCAAAGGGCUUGGUGACUGUGAUCUCGAAGUACAACCCAGGUACUGCCUCAGCUUUGGCAUUUAUGCCCAGCCUGCUUCAGCAAUCUCCAGGGCAAGUCUAAUGGGGAAACAGGCUUCUGUGCUUCUAUGCUCUGUACAGUAUUGUGGUAUCUUUAUUGAUCUAUGGUAAGUGUAUGCCAGGGAGAUGAUGAUAAUUCUAACAGAGUGAGAAAGAUGACCAAGAAGUUGGUGGUAAGGAGGCUUUUCCUUAUUCCCAAAUACUUAAGAAAUUACGUUUUGGUUUACAAAUAUAUGAUCAACUUAAAUAGAUACACUAAAAAAA